AUGACGCCUACGAAGGUUGAGACUGACACAUAUACAAUAUUAAACAAGAUAAUAGAGUCAGACAUCGACGAUGACUUCCUGAAAGACUUUCCAUCGGUGCAGCUACCUGGGAAUGGAAAUUCUCAGACACAGGCAUUUCCUCCAGAAUUAGAAGCAGCACUUGAAGACGAUAUACAAGCGGCACAAUAUAUAAGUAACUUAAAAAAGCGAAUUGAGGCAUGGAAAGCCACCGGUUUGACCGACGCUAUGCAGAGGGCGAUGGAGCUGUUAAACGAGGACGGACUAAGCAGUGGUAAAGCAGGUGAAGACGACGAUGAUACUGACGGAAGUCAUGAUGAGCCAUCAACGCCAACAACUGAAAUCCAAGAGUCUCAACCUCAACCGAAGAUAGCAGAGGGUUCGAUAUCCCGACUAGUUAAUGGUGUAAAAUCCCUAGUCGACAUCGAAAAAGAUUUCAAUGAUCUUCGCAUACAGGAGCUGGAUCUCCCUACAACUCCCGAAAGUACGAUUAAAGCAGUACUUGCUAAAAUCUAUAAAUUACAAGAAGAUUUGCAGAUACAUCUACAAGGAGGCCCGCUGGCUAAUCCAUUGACAUUGGGCAGUCAACGAAGGAAAAAGGUGCAGGAGUUAUUAGAGAAAGUUAUGGGGGAGACUGCUCUGUAUGAAGAGUUUGUUAACAGAGGUAGGCAGAUUAAGCUGGGAGUGAGAAGACGCGAUUGGAAAGCGUUAUUGUUUUUGGACACACUCUCAGACACAUCACGCAAGACAAUCAGCACUUCAAUGACGUCAAUGUCUCCAUUGUCUCUUCGGGCAUCGGACCCAAGCCUCCUCAAAAUUCGCUCCGCCUCAUCUACUACCUCUCUUACGCCAUCCCGUACAUCAUCCAGAUACUCACGAUCGUCGUCUCCGCCAUUGCUUGUACUUGAAGAGAUAGGAUUAUCUGCUACGUCAGAGUUGGAACCAGGACAAGCAUUCCGAUGGGCCCCAUUAACGACGCUGUCAAGUCAUUUGUAUUCAACGGAAACGAGUCAGAACAAUGGGCUGCCCACCGUAUCAGCAGUGAGUGAGUUCAUUGCCAUUGGCACAACGCGUGGAUUGGUCCUUGUCUAUAACUACAAUCAGAACCUCAGAUGCGUACUUGGUAACACUGUAAAUGCCAUCGAAUAUGGAGCAGUCACAUCACUCGCAAUCUCCUCCGACCGCGCUCAAAUUAUAUGUGGCCACGCUCAAGGUCAUAUUAUAAUUUGGGAUAUUGCUCGUCCUAACAAUCCUGCUCGCACCAUCAUGCCCAUUUCUUCUGCUGUUGCUGCCGGUGGUCGUAAGGAAGGCCAUAUACGUGGGUCGGCCAUUUUACAUGUUGGGUUCGUUGGGGUGAAGAAGAAUGGCAUUGUCUCGGGAGAUGAUCGUGGUAUGGCUUUCUAUCAUAAUUUGUACAAGGUGAUGAUGGUAAAUGCAACAGAGACAAUUCGUAUUCUUGGGCGAUAUCCUCCACCAACGUCAGGGCCGGACAGUAAGUUAGCGCCGAAACGACCCAGCACUGUAUUUGGUUUGGCUCCAUUACCACUGGGACAAUCACCUCAUGGAUCAGAAGCAUUUGGACUAGUUGCUAUGUUGACCCCAUUUAAGAUGAUCAUAGUUAGUAUAAAACCGACAGUUCAAACGCAGUAUAAAUGUCCGAGGCCCAAACACACGGUCUCGGACUCGCACGGACCUAAAUCACUAUCGGGCUGUCUAGCAUGGUUCCCAGCUGUCAAAACCAGGUUGAAUCCUGAUUCACCAUUCAUCGAUACUGACCCUCUUCUUGCCUUCUCUUGGGGCAGUUAUUUAUCUAUAUUGAAAGUAACCGUCGCCCCAACAGUUCUGCCCGAAAAUUCCUCGAAAAGAAGACGUCCCGAAAAAGAUAUUCGUUUGGAGUUUAUUUUAUUAAUCUUAUUGAGCAACGAAGAGAUUAUCGUCUUUGAUCCAAGAUAUAUGCAAGAGAGUGAAAAAUCAGACGUCAAGUCGGAUGUUAAGUUAAAAUCGUUGGUAUAUCACGACCGUUUCUCUGCCUCACUCAAGGAAACGUCGGUUCACCCACACGACGCUCACAAACCCGCUGUUGAGCUAGCUUAUUAUCAUAGCUUACGCGUUUAUAAGGGGCUGGUAUUCUUGCUCGGUGUAAGGGAAUUUUACGUUGGGGCGCUGUUAUCAUGGACUGAUCGUAUAUUAGCCCUUGUACAGUCAGGAGACUUGGUAGAAGCAAUUUCCUUAGCUACCUUUUUCUACAAUGGCACUCCAUCACAGACGAUUCUUGGGCUACCGGAUGAUGAAGAGAAUAGGCAUGCAAUAGUAGGGAAAAGGUUGAUGGAAUUACUUACUGCCUCCCUCACCUUCACAUUCUCGGAUGAACGCACGUACGAUGGCAUGGCGGACGAGCACAGCGGAGAUGGUACUACUCUCUUUCGUGAUUUGGCAGUCGCAUGUAUCGAAGCAUGUCUAAGUAUGAACAUAAAAGACUUCUUAUUCGCCGAUAUAUACGAAAAAUACGAACAGGCAUUGGUCAAAGGAGUAUUUCUGGAGGUAUUGGGACCAUACAUCAUUAAAGACAAGAUAAAAGAUCUACCUCCAUCCAUAAUGAAAGAUCUCGUAACUCAUUACCGUAAUCGAAAUAUGUUGGAUAUUGUGGAGCGAUGUAUAUGGCAUAUUAAUCCGCAAUGUCUGGAUAUCGAUCAGGUAGUUCAACUGUGUCAAAGCGAAAAUUUGUAUGACGCGUUGAUAUAUGUAUGGAACAGAUCUAUGGUCGAUUAUGUCAGCCCGGCUGUACAACUGCUUGAUGUUAUUCGAAAGAUUUUAAUACUGGAAAAGCACAGACGUAAGAAAAACAAAUACGCUAAUGAUGAGAUCUCGAAUGUAGAUGAUGGGGACGGCAGCGAGGAUUUGGAGACAAUGAAGUCCAAUGCUUGCAAGUUCUACGUUUAUCUAGAAAACAUUCUCACCGGACGAACUUAUCCAAACAAAGCACCAUUGAACGAAGACGAGGCGAACGAGGCCCGCACUACUCUCUACUCGUUUGUAUUUUCGGGCAGAUGUGUUGUAUGGCCUCAUCACGGCGGUGAUCUAGUAUUGACUGCUGAAGACGAAAAGCGUGGAGCUGAACCAACAUAUCCAUAUCUACGUCUAUUCCUUCGAUUUGACACGAAAGCCUUCUUAAGGGCACUAGAAGCUGCUUUUGAAGAUUCAUAUUUGAAUGGAGUUGAAAUCAUUACGAAUGGAGAAGAGUUUUACGAUGAAGAGGAAAUGCCUGGAAUAAUCAUAAACCGGCAAUUACUUGUUAAUAUUUUACUUGAAGUCAUGACAUCGAAUAAUGGUCAUUCGGAAUUCACUCCAUUGGACAUUUCAUAUUUGCACAGUUUCGUCGCCCGUAGUCUUCCUAAAUAUCCGCAAUUCUUAUCACUUCCGACACCCGCUAUACACAAUAUACUAGUGACAUUGAGCACAGAUACUGAUCCACGUACUAGAGAGGAACGACAAUUGGCUGUUGAGUGUCUCCUGUCUAUAUAUACUCCGACUGAUGAGGAUCAAAUGGUUGAAUUAUAUGAAAAUGCUGGAUUCUGGAGAGUGUUAGAACACGUAUAUAAAGCAUAUCAGAAGUAUGGUCUCCUCGUCACUACUUAUCUUAAGGAUCCAGAAAGACGUCAAGAACUGUUUAAUUGUAUUCGACUAUUACUGGAUCCGCAGAGUAAGCUGAAAGAUGAACAAAAAAAAGAAGUAUCGACAACCGUCAUGUCGAUGAUUGAAGAUAUAGUCGACAUAGAUGGCGAACAAACUGCCCGAUUAAUACAAACAUACUUUAACGGAGAACAUGAAACUGUUAUAAAGAAGCUAGAAUCAACUCCUGUUCGUCUAUUUACAUAUCUACGAGGACUUCUCGAACCAGAACACGAACACGAAUCACCUAUUCAUAUAGAAGAACAAAUCACACUUGCCGAGGCACAGCCUUACCUGCCAGUCGUCAAACCCGAAGUUCAUGAACAGUAUAUUGCUCUUAUGUGUAAAUUCGAUCCAACUGGCGUUUAUAAUUAUUUACAAACUCAUCAAGACGGAGCAUAUCGUUUGGAGAAAGUGCUUCCAAUAUGUGAUGCCACUGGGAUUGUUGACGCUAUAGUAUGGAUACUGGAGAGAAGUGGUAAUGCCUCGGGUGCUCUUGAUAAAGUAUUAGAAAUAGUGCAAGAAAGACGACAAGACAUCAUUGCACUAAUCGAAGAGAAGAAAAAAUCAGAUAGUGAUGCGUGGUCGCUGUCUGAAAGACAACGCGUUGAGACCAAUUUGAUGAAGUUAAAAGGAGUCCUGAAGAUUGGUAUUCAAUUAUGUGAAAACAGCUGUCGUCGUGCUACUGCAGCUGUGAAUACUACUGACACUAAAGCUCCAUCAAUUCCUAAUAGAGCAACCGAGAGUGAAACCGAAUUGCUCUGGUUUAAACUUCUGGAUACGUUCUUAGAUGCAACCAAGGCUAUAUCGUCAAUAUUAACAACUCAAUUUCCAGCUGUAUUACCUGCCAAUAAGGAUACGCUCGAUUCUCCUGCAGCCGUUGUCAGGCCCAUACUACCCGUGCCAGCCCACAUUGCUAAUCAUCUAAUAACGACAUUCAAAUCUUAUGUACAACUGAUUAUGCGUUCUUUAUUACUAUCCACGUCUUCCCCAUACGUGUCUUUGCCGAGAUUACUACUUCGCUUUAUCCAAUCUCAAUCCAAGAGGAACAGUACAGUGGCGGAUUUCCGUGAUAUUUUCGUUGGCAUGAUUGAUACGUACAAAUAUGAAGGUCAGUUACUGGCUAUGACCAACCGACUGUUUGAAAAGGACUUGUUCGGGGGUGUAGCAGGUGUUGUUCGACAGCGUGGUAAAGGAUGGCGUCCUCGCAGGGGGACUUGUGAAGUAUGUGGGGGUCAAUUCUGGGGUACAGAUCUGACCCCGACAGCCCCCUGCACGUCAACAAAUUGGAAUUCAGACACAAAGCGAACGCCCCAUUCAUCCACUAUAUCAAACAAUGACAAUUCUGCAGAUGUCAUCCCGAAUCUGGCGGCUCUGGAAGAGACUCUUCAAUGUCUCGAGAGCGAUUCUAACAGUGAUGCAGAGAAUAGUGAAUUAGAGACGAAGUGUUCUGUCUGUCAGACUGAAAAACGACAUGAAAAUCUGAUAUCCCCAGAGAUUCGACGAGGAUCCAUUGAAAGUAGCGUCAUAUUGAAGAGUAAGGGGAAGGAAAGAGUUGUGAGUUAUUUUAAAUUAUAA
Molecule: messenger RNA, 5265 nt
Organism: Paraglomus brasilianum
Lineage: Eukaryota; Fungi; Glomeromycota; Glomeromycetes; Paraglomerales; Paraglomeraceae
Source: the annotation of a GenBank genome assembly